Messenger RNA from Colletotrichum karsti, 2997 nucleotides. RefSeq names its product spindle pole body. Gene Ontology annotation, biological process: mitotic spindle organization; microtubule polymerization; establishment or maintenance of microtubule cytoskeleton polarity. The transcript has 4 exons. Gene Ontology annotation, cellular component: spindle pole; microtubule plus-end; centrosome. The coding region runs from base 1 to 2997 and encodes 998 amino acids. The record is from RefSeq and is a predicted model, not a curated record. Lineage: Eukaryota; Fungi; Ascomycota; Sordariomycetes; Glomerellales; Glomerellaceae. Gene Ontology annotation, molecular function: microtubule plus end polymerase activity; microtubule plus-end binding.
AUGCCUCUCCCCUCCACAUCAGACACUCCUACCGUUGCCGCCGCCGGCCAUCUGCAUGCCGCCCUCCUGCCCGGUACCGUUUGCAACAUGAAUCCCAGCCUCGGAAAAUCACAUCUCCACGACAAGGAGAACCCUCUCCUCGAUCCGAGCCCCCCGCCUCUCCCUACAACAUCUCAUCGACGACCCUUACAGCCCUGCCAACAGCCCUCCGUUCCGAUGGCUGAAGAGGAGGACUUUAGCUCCCUCCCCCUCUCGGACAGAUUUGUCCACAAGGUUUGGAAAGUUCGCAAGCAGGCCUACGAAGACGCCGCCAAGGCCUUCGCCGCCACCGCCGACGAACACGACAAUGCCUUCAGACCGUUCCUCUCCGACUCGGGCCUGUGGAAGGGCGCUGUCGCAGACUCAAACGUCGCCGCUCAGCAAGAAGGUCUCGCCGCAUACUGCGCCUUUCUCAAGUUCGGCGGCAAGGAACACUCCACGAGGACGCGCGGAGUCACAAUCGGUCCCAUUUGCGAAAAAGGCCUGCCAUCCACACGUGCCGCCGCCAAGGACUCGUCACUAGAAGCCCUCCUGCUGCUCGUCGAGCUCGACGUCUCCGCUCCCGUCAUUGAGGAAAUAAUCCCCGCGCUCUCCAACAAGCAACCGAAAGUUGUCGCAGCGGCCCUCAACGCCCUGACUGCCAUCUACCACAACUAUGGCUGCAAGACGGUCGACCCCAAGCCCGUCCUCAAGGUCCUCCCGAAGGCCUUUGGCCACGCCGACAAGAAUGUUCGUGCCGGCGCGACAAACCUCGCCGUCGAGUUCUACCGGUGGCUGCGCGAAGCCAUGAAGCCCAUGUUUUGGGGCGACCUCAAACCGACACAGCAGACCGACCUCGAGGCCCAAUUCGAGAAGAUCAAGUCCGAACCUGCCCCCAAGCAAGAACGCUUCUUGCGCUCACAACAGGCCGCCAUGGCCCGCGCGCCGCCUCCGGGGGCCGAGGGAGAGGAGGAAGAGGGUGGUGAUUACGCGGAAGAGCCCGCCGAGAUGGACGCUUAUGAUCUGGCGGAACCACAAGACGUCUUCAGCAAGAUUCCUGCCAACUUCUCUGAAGCUCUGGCCUCGUCAAAGUGGAAGGAGAGAAAGGAGGCUCUCGAGGCCCUGUAUGCGGCCAUCAACGUCCCCAGGAUCAAGGACGGCGACUUCAACGAAAUCAACCGCGGUCUUGCCAAGUCCAUGAAGGAUGCCAACGUCGCAGUCGUUACCCAGGCUGCCCAGUGUAUCGAGGUCCUUGCCAAGGGGUUGAGGAAAGGCUACGGCAAGUACCGCACUGUCGUCAUGCAGCCCAUCAUGGAGCGCUUGAAGGAGAAGAAGGCGACGGUACAGGAUGCCCUUGGUGCUGCGUUGGACCAAGUCUUCCAGGCUACGAGCCUGACCGAGUGUCUGGAGGACAUCACAGCCUUCCUCGUCCACAAGAACCCUCAGGUGAAGGAAGGCACCAUGAAGUUCCUGAUUCGCUGUCUCAGAACCACCCGCGAUGUUCCCAGCAAGCCCGAAAUCGCCUCCAUCGUCGAAUUUGGCAAGAAGCUAUUGGCCGAGUCCAGCGAAGGCCUGCGUUCAGGAGGUGCCGAAAUUCUGGGAACCGUUAUGAAGAUCAUCGGCGAACGAGCCAUGAACCCGUACAUGGAGGGCCUCGACGAUAUUCGCAAGACCAAGAUCAAGGAGUUCUAUGAUACGGCCGAGGUCAAGGCCAAGGAGAAGCCCAAGCCGCCCCCGCCAGCAGCAAAGGCACCUCCGCCUAAAAAGGUUCUUGGAGGCAAGAAACCGGCCGGCGUAAAGAGACCUGUGAUGCCCCCUACUACAGCCAGCGCGACUCCUCCCGCCGACCCCGAGCCCCUCUCUCCCCAAGCCACUUCUCGCCCGAAGCCCGCUGCUGGUAAGCUCGGCAUGCCGAAACCAUCCGGCCUUGCGGGACUCAAGUCCAAGCGACCACUCGGUGCACCAGCUGCCGCCCCGGCUGCUGCCUCCCCUCGCCGCCCCGUCAUGCCCGAAGAUGACGAACCUGCCCCUCCUCCGCCUCAGCCCCGCCUUGGCCUGGGUCGCGGCGGCCUGGCCGGACGCUCCCUUGCCAAACCCGCUGCUCCCGUUCAAAUGCCCCCCGCUUCCCCCCCGCCAUCAAGUGGCCUUACCGCAAUGGAGCAGGCCGAACUUGAGGAGCUGCGAGCAUCGAAUGAGCGUCUCACCCGCCAAGUCGACGAGAUGAGACAUGAGAGGAGCAAGUACAUGUCCGAGAUUCAAGAGCUCAAGAACCAAAAUGCCAGCCUCAUUGAGGACCACACCCGUGACGUUCUCAGCAUCAAGGCCAAGGAGACGCAGCUUGUCCGCGCAAGAAGCGACGCCGAAGCGGCUGAACAGACUAAUGAUCGUUUGAGACGUGAGCUUGAUAGACUCAAGAGAGCGCUCAACCAUGCCGAAGGUCUCAACUCUAGACAAGGAAUGGUCAGCCCAGGCGUUGCCUCUCCUACGCACGACGAUGUAGGCAUCUACCGCGACAACUCGUAUGGCACUUCCUCUUCCAGACAUAACCGCGUUAGUUACGCCAGCAACCUGUCUGAGGAGAAGGAGAACGGAGACCACCACUAUCCUCGCUCAAAGGCGCUCAGUCCCGAACUCAGGUACACCGGCAGCGCCUCGUCUGGUCGUGGCAGCCCGGCCAGAGGCUAUCGCAGCUCCGGUGCAACACCCGUUGAUGAACUGCCACCUCCCCCGCCACAGUACUCAGGCAGCGCCGCCACCACCGGCGGCGGUCACAGUUCAGGAAGCAAUGGCGUGGAGAGCUGGAAGCGUGCCGCUGAAGUAACUAGCCAGCUCAAAGCCAGGAUCGAACAGAUGAAGGUCAGUCUUCCAUUGCCUCUCUCCUCUUCACAGUCACUAACAUCUGGCAGGCGAAACAAGGAUUCGCUCGCCCUUGAGCUGGCCACGAACCCCGCAUCGGAGGUUCUGUCGGAUAUCACGUGA